AUGCCACACUCGUCUUCCUCUAUUACGAAUUUCCGUAGUAAACUUGCGGCAGCAGCAGCAGUGUGUAGUGGUGCAGUGGGUCUGUUAUACUACUACUAUUCCUAUCGAUGCAUUAAUAACAUAGCAGAUGAGGACUAUCCUCUCGAUGGUUUGUCGCUAGCAGAGUUGCAGGCGAGAAUAGGGGCCCAGCAGGAGAAGGCGAAACGAAACGGUUCGUUGAUUUCCGUACCCACGACCGAGGAAGUCCUGGAGGACGGCCGGGUUAGGGUAGCUGAGAAUUUGAAGUGGAAGCCCAAGGGAUCUAGUGUGGCGAAACGGAACCCUUUCCUACCUCCAUACGAUUCUGGUCUGUGUAUUGGAGAUAUGAUGGAAACGGGCCACAGGCUGUUGCUGAAUAAAUACGCUGUGAUGCCUGGGCAUGUAUUGGUCGUUACUAAGCUAUAUUUCAACCAGAAUGAUUCCCUCACUUGGGGGGAUUUUAAAGCAGUUCAUAGAAUAUUGAGAUGCCUAGGAGAUAAGGCCGUUGCUUUCUUCAAUCAUGGACCCGAGUCGGGCUUUAGUCAAACUCAUAGGCAUAUACAGAUCGUCCCGAAUGUCGAGUACCCCAUGAAGGCUGCCUAUACAGAAGGAAGGCAGGUUGGAUUUAAGUAUGCUACGAGGCCAGUAGCUAGCAUUGAGGCCGUUGACUCGACAGGCACUAAAGGAGCUGGGCUUGAGCUGGUCCCCUAG
Molecule: messenger RNA, 729 nt
Organism: Perkinsus marinus ATCC 50983
Lineage: Eukaryota; Perkinsozoa; Perkinsida; Perkinsidae
Exons: 3
Coding region: 1-729 (242 amino acids)
Biological process (GO): nucleotide metabolic process
Molecular function (GO): ATP binding; ATP:ADP adenylyltransferase activity
Source: RefSeq, a predicted model, not a curated record